Molecule: messenger RNA, 4431 nt
Organism: Lynx canadensis (Canada lynx)
Lineage: Eukaryota; Metazoa; Chordata; Mammalia; Carnivora; Felidae
Gene: PLEKHF2
Product: pleckstrin homology and FYVE domain containing 2
Exons: 2
Coding region: 1817-2566 (249 amino acids)
Molecular function (GO): metal ion binding; phosphatidylinositol binding
Source: RefSeq, a predicted model, not a curated record
CUAUAAUUGUACUUCUUAGAGAUAAGUAACCAUUGUUGACAUUAUAUAGUUUUCUAGUUUUAUUUUCUAUGUGUGUGCUUACAUAUUUAUAAGUGCCUAUGAUUAUAUGUUAAACCAUAUUUCACCGUGUGUAAAGAUGAACAUGUUUUACUGAUGUCUCAAUUUGGGGUGUCAUACAAUCAGGGGUAUGCCAUGAUGUAAUUGUCAGCAUUUUCAUUUUCAGUGGCACAUAAAAUGAGGAUGUGUCUUAUAGUAUCUUAGAUUUGAUGAAACACAGUAUAUAUUUGAAACAAAUGAGAUUGACAUUCAACUCUUUCCCCACCUAAAUAUCUUGAGCAUUUUCCCAUAUCACUAUGUUUAGACCUAUCUCAUUAUUAACAUAUACUUAGCAUAUUAUUAUGGGUGUAUCAUAAAUUGUUCAGCCAGUUUCUCUUGUGGACAUUUGGAGCUUCUCCAACUUUUUUGUGUGUGUUACAAACAGUGCUAUGUUGGAUAUACUUGCACAUAUGUUUAUGCACUCGACUGGAAUUUCUUUUGAUAAAAUACUUAGAUCAGUGAGUAUACAUAUUUUCUGUAGUGUACAAGAGUGCCUGUUUCCCUGUAUCCUCAGUAGUACUUCAUCUUAGGAAAUUUAAAAAAUUUGUGUUAAUCGGAUUAGUAAAAAAUAUCCUAAUGUUGUAUAUCAUUGAAUUAUGAAUGAGAUUGAGACUCUUUUAGUGUUAAUGAGGUGUUUUUAUUUCCUCUCCUGUGACGCACUGUGCAUAGAACAGUAGACCUUUAAUUGGUUGGCACAUUUGCUGCAAUUAGAAAAAGAAGUCAUCACAGUUUGGAGCCAUGCAUUAUCAUAUAAAUUCUUUGGAACAACUUUAAGGGCAGAGCCUACCCUUGUGGAGGGCACGAGAGCUUUAUAAGGACCCAAGAUUGGAGGAGAGACAAAUUCAGGAAUAAUCAGAAUCUUUGUAAUGGAGACCAAAAAGGGGUACAGUAUCAUCAAUUUAUGAACUGAAUACUGGAAUUUAGACUGUGUUCUUAAUCUUUAAACUUUAAAUGCUCCUCUUUAAUAUGACUUGGUUGUGGUAGUAUUAGGUUAGUAAAUUUGAAAUAGGGCACAACUAAAGGACUUGAAUGAAGUCAGUAUUGGAUCUAGAGAUUAAAUCUAUGGUCAUUUAAGAUUGGAUUAAUAUGAAAUACCAAAAUGUUCUUGUCAACAUUUUUGAGCACCUUUGCUGUGCCGGAGGGUGUCAUUUUCGGAGAUAAAGAUCAGAUAGCCUCUGUCUUUUAGGUUCCAUUGCAGCCUUUGAAGGAGACAGAUUUCAUCCUUUGGUAAGAAUGAAACCAAAAGGUACAUGGAAUGUAAAGAGCAUAGAGGAAUGUAUUUAGUCUAAUAGAGUUUAAGGGAGACUUCUGAAUUAGAUAUAACCUAAACUGAGUCUUGAAGGAUCAGUAAGAGUUAGCUGUGAGGAGUAAGUAUUAAAGGAUAUACGACAGCAUAAGAGAAGGUACAUGUGAUGAAAUGGACUGUAAAUAGUAGGAUAUUCUUAGAACAAGUUUGAGGUGAAGAGUGACUUCUGAUGAGUCUAAGAGGGUAAUCAAGAACAAGAUAAUGAACAGCCUUAUAUGCUAUGCUAAAAAUUCUGCAUUUUGUAGAUCAAAGGGAGUUCUUUUGAAUAAUGACAUGGUGAGAUUUGCAUUUGAGAAAUCACUGCCUGAAGAUUGAUUUAUGGGGCAAGACCAAAGGCAAGGAGACACAUCAGGAGACAGUCUGGUAAUCCAGAUGAGAGGAAUAAGGCCUUAGCUCAAUGGCUACUAGCAGAAGAUGGUGGAUCGCUUGGCAAACAGUGAAGCAAAUACUAGACGUAUAAAUAUAGUAGAAAACUGUUUUGGAGCAGCUGGUCAACCCUUAACUAUACCAGGAAGGGUUCUUAUUGGAGAAGGAGUAUUGACUAAGUUGUGCAGAAAAAAGCCCAAAGCAAGGCAAUUUUUCUUAUUUAAUGAUAUUCUUGUAUAUGGCAAUAUUGUCAUCCAGAAGAAAAAAUAUAACAAACAACAUAUUAUUCCCCUGGAAAAUGUCACUAUUGAUUCCAUCAAAGAUGAGGGAGACUUAAGGAAUGGAUGGCUUAUCAAGACACCAACUAAAUCAUUUGCAGUUUAUGCUGCCACUGCCACUGAGAAAUCAGAAUGGAUGAAUCACAUAAAUAAAUGUGUUACUGACUUACUCUCCAAAAGUGGGAAGACACCCAGUAAUGAACAUGCUGCUGUCUGGGUUCCUGACUCUGAGGCAACUGUAUGUAUGCGUUGUCAGAAAGCAAAAUUCACACCUGUUAAUCGUCGUCACCAUUGCCGCAAAUGUGGUUUUGUUGUCUGUGGGCCCUGCUCUGAAAAGAGAUUUCUUCUUCCAAGCCAGUCCUCUAAGCCUGUGCGGAUUUGUGACUUCUGCUAUGACCUGCUUUCCACCGGGGACAUGGCCACGUGCCAGCCUACUAGAUCAGACUCUUACAGUCAAUCAUUGAAGUCUCCUUUAAAUGAUGUAUCUGAUGAUGAUGACGAUGAUGAUAGCAGUGACUAAGGACAUAUUUUGAAAUAUUUAAUUGGGUGUGACUACCUGAGAAAUCAGCUCUGGGAGAACAUAAAAUUCUGAGCUUUCUCUCAGUUUUGCUCUAGCCGUGAAUUUGCCUGAGAAUCUUUUAACCUAUGUGCCUCGAUAUAUUCUAUAGAAAAUAGGUCCUGUCAUUUUGUCCCCCCACCCCCACCCAACUCCCCGCUCUUCUACAGGGAUAGACUUUUGCAAAUCUACCAGAUAAAUUUUUGGUUUCUUAUUCUUGUUUAAUUUUAGAUUAUUUUGUUGGAAGGUUGAGAAAAGAUUUUUUUUUAACAGAUCAUGUAUUACAUUGAUGUUUACUAUAUGUUCUGUCAUAUGGAAAUACUAAAAGCAAAAAAUGAUGGAAAAAGUUGUAUAACGCAGUUAGCUAAUAUUAUUAGCUUUUUUCCUAACCAUUCUAUGUAAUGGUUAAGACACCAGUAACAAAAAAACGUGAUUUGAAAAUACUUUGUUCGGCUUUUUCGUAUACCAAGUGGUGCCUUAUCAUAAUAGCACUGUUAAAUGAAAUAAGCCCCUACCUUCUCACUUUUAGUUUGUUUUGAAAAUACACUGGUGCUCUUUGAGGUGAUAAAAUGAGCGUUUAUGAAUGGGUAUAAUUAGAAAAUACUUCUCAUCUGCAAGCUACAAAUAACUAAAUUUAGAGCUUCUUCAUUCUAUAUGAAUAUUUUUCCAUAAAAUAGUUGUGAUUAUAUUUUUAUGUUUUAUAGGUACCAAAUUGUCAAAUAUAUAUUUUAAAUUAAUAGGUUGUCAUUCUUAGGGAUUUGAUUUGAAAUUUAUCAAAUACAGAAUUGUCACACUGCAUUAGUUUCUACUUUUAGUAAAGCAUAUUUGUAGGUAUAAAUUCAUCUGCUUUAACAUUAUUUCUAGAAUGGAAAAUCUUACAAAACUUUUGAAAUUAAACAAUCUCUUUAAAAAAAAAAAAAAAUCCCACGAUAGAGCAUAGAUCUACUUGGGUUGAAGACUUGGAAGAAAUAAUGUGUAAGAAUGAUGAAGACGGACCAGUUAAGUUUGACUAGACUUAUAUUGGUGGAAGUAUUGUCUAUUUCAGUGUGAAACUAUCUUGAAUUUGCAAAUAUAGUGUUAUAUUUUAUAAAGUUUUGUAAAGUCCCAAAUGAUACUUCUAUUUUUGUAAAACAAUUAUAUGUUAAUCUGUUUCUGAAAUCAUUUUGCAAUCUAUAGAAAUAGAGUAGCAGUUGAUCUUUCUAAAUUGUAAACUUCAUUGAGUCAGCCUAGAUUGCUUUUGAGAAUUAGUAAUUUUUCACUUUUUGCUUUUGAGGCAGCCAUUUAGGUUCAAAGUAUAUUUAUCAUAUAAAACUUGAUGCAUUUUGCACUAUUCUCUCCAUUCGUAUGCUGCAAAUAACUACAGUCUUUCAAAUAUGAAGAAAUCAGCCUAAAGUUUAUUUUAAAUUCCAAACUUCUGUGUUUUUAAAUAUUUAAAUCUGGAUAUAUUGCAGAUGUCAUGACUGUUUGAUUCAGUAAUGUGACGGAGAAUUUUUGGGUUUGGUUAAGGCACUAACUUUACUGUUAGAUUGUGAAAGCAUCUGAGAUACAUAGAUUUCCCUGUAGGAAAUGUGAAACAGAGCCACAACAGUUUUUUUUGUUUGUUUUAAUAUCAUAUGGACAUUUGUUUCCAAGCAAUAUAUACAGUAUAAUUGCAGUAUAAUUAAUCAACAUAUCUCAAAAAGACCAUGAAGCCUGAGAAGUGCUAAUGGAGACUUUCUGGUACAUAGGAACCCAGCAAAUUCAAGAACCAAGGGGAAAUCUGGGAUGACAUUUGCAUUGUCAACCUUUGUUGACUCUGUUUUUACAAUAAAAAAUAUUUUACAACUUAA